Durio zibethinus is the source of this 3528-nucleotide messenger RNA. Its product is annotated as IQ domain-containing protein IQM6-like. The record is from RefSeq and is a predicted model, not a curated record. NCBI's taxonomy places the organism in Eukaryota, Viridiplantae, Streptophyta, Magnoliopsida, Malvales, Malvaceae.
AAGAAUAGCACAAGAGAAUCAGACACCAGCGCUGGCUUUUUCCUUUUCCUUUUGGAGAUUUUAAGAAAACAAAAAUCUCCCCAAGACAUAGGCAAAGACCACCCUGUUUCAAUCACCAUCGUUCCCACAUUCUUCGCUCUUUCUCACGUUUGGUACCAAACCCAAAGUUCCCUUUUUUGCCGCUCUUUUCGGUUUCCUUUCUUUCCUUCUUCUUCUUCUUCUUCUUCUAGUCUUUCCUUCAAUUCAUUUCUUGUCUCUUCUUCCUCUGAUUUUGAGGUACGAAGACCCCAUAUAUCUUUUUGGUUGAGAUCUUUAUUUGUGAAAAUACUUCGAUAAUAUGGGAGUAUCUUUUUCGUGUCCUCUUAGUGAUCUUGAUGAUCUGGACAGCCAUUUUAAAGCUGUUAUUGUAAAAUCAAUCAGUUUCAAGGAUGAGGAUGUAAACAAAGUAUUGCGAUCUGUCAGUUUUAAUGGCCGUGUUUCAGAACCGAGAGCAAUGGAAUCAUAUGGUUCGAGGGAGAUGAUACUUGAAGGAUCUUUAAGCUUUAACAAGAGGGAAACAGGGACCACGCUCUCAUACAAGACUCCUAGCACUGAUGGGGAGUAUAAGGUGUCUGAUAGACCAGAGAGCUGUAAGAAUACAGAUAACGAUGAAAUAUUGCAGAGAUCAGACAGCUUGUCUGAGAAAAAGUCCCAUUCAGAAUUUUCAGAACCGGGGUUGCAACAACAUCAUGCUGCAUUAAAGUUGCAAAAGGUGUACAAGAGUUUCAGGACCAGGAGGCAGCUAGCAGACUGUGCAGUUGUUGUUGAGCAGAGAUGGUGGAAGCUGUUAGAUUUUGCUGAACUCAAGCGAAGCUCUAUUUCAUUCUUUGAGGUAGAAAAACCAGAAACUGCUAUUUCACGAUGGUCUAGAGCAAGGACAAGAGCUGCCAAGGUGGGAAAAGGCUUAUCUAAGGAUGAAAAAGCUCGGAAACUUGCUUUGCAGCACUGGCUUGAAGCGAUUGAUCCUAGGCAUCGUUAUGGCCAUAAUCUCCAAUUUUAUUAUGCCAAAUGGCUUCACUGUGACAGUAAACAGCCCUUCUUCUACUGGCUUGAUAUAGGAGAAGGGAAAGAAGUGAAUCUUGAAAAGUGUGCUCGGUCAAAGCUUCAACAGCAAUGUAUCAAGUAUCUUGGUCCUACCGAAAGGGAGGCUUUUGAAGUAGUAAUAAUGAAUGGGAAGUUUGUCUGCAAGCGGAGUGGGGAACUUCUUGAUACCACAGGAGAACCAAAAGAUGCGAAGUGGAUUUUUGUUCUUAGUGCAUUUAAGAUUUUGUAUGUUGGACAGAAGAAAAAGGGCACUUUUCAGCACUCAAGUUUUCUGGCUGGUGGAGCAACAUUGUCUGCCGGAAGAUUGGUUGUGGAAGAUGGUGUUUUGAAGGCGGUUUGGCCCCACAGUGGACACUACCUACCAACAGAAGAGAAUUUUCAAGAGUUCGUGUCAUUUCUUCAGGAGCACAAUGUUGACCUCACAAAUGUGAAGAAAAGCCCUUCCGAAGAGGAAGAAACUAUCACCAGAAAGAAUAGUACCCUCCAAAGCAAUGAACUAGAAGCAGAAGGCUCGCAGCAGACUGAGGCGACAAAUAGUGAAAACUCAUCUCAGGAGAACACUGAUUCAAGAAAGCAAGAUUUUGAUGCUACAGAAAAUGCCAACAAGCCUACGUCAAGAUUAUCUCGAGGAUUAUUCUCAAAAAUAAGUAGACUUCAAAUACCAACAAGAAAUGAUGUGUUUGACAUCUUUAAGACAGAAACCUUACCACCAAGUUGCCGCCGUGUGCAUCCAGAAUCCCCUACAGAAGAUGGUUAUGAAACAGCGGAAGAAUUUUUGUCUGAGGAAGAUUUCAUGUUCACUAAGAUCAAUUUGUUUGGUGAAGAUGAUGACGAGGAAGAUAAGAAGCCCAUUCCCAAGGAAAAAAUUAUGAAAAGGAUAGACUCCCAUAAGGGAAUGAAGUCAUAUCAACUAGCUCAACAAUUAUCCUCCAAGUGGUCGACAGGGGCUGGGCCACGGAUUAGCUGCAUGAGGGAUUAUCCUUCUGAGCUUCAGUUCCGGGUUUUAGAGCAAGCAAACUUGUCUCCAAGAGCAAGAAGUGCAAGUGCAUCUCCUCAGACAUCACGUUUUUACCCAAUUGUCUUGACUCCAAGUUCUGUACGCUCAUCUAGAAGUCCGCUUGGAUCCAGAGCAAGUGAUAGCAAUGAAAAAGCAAAAGCCUAGGCAAUUUUUAGAUGAAACUGUCUAUGGCAUGUUGUGGUUAGAGAAGAAGAUAUAGGAUUCUUUUCUGCAUUUUUAAGCCUUUCUUUUGCAUUUCCCAUGCAUGUAGAUCUUAUGCUGAAAAUGAAAAGAUAAAGUGAAAGGGUUAUUAGGUCUGUCUACUCUGCUCUUCAGUUUAGAAAACAAAAGUUCCUUUUCUGUUAUAUCAACAGAUUUGUAAAUCCUGCAUUAACCUCAAAAGGAGAUUUGUAAAUCAUCUAAGAGAUAAAACUCUUGGAAAUUUUAGAAGCACUGAAAAUUUGGAUUUAGAAUGUAUCCGGACUUGUUAGCUUUCUAAAGUUGAGCUUAAUGACAUUGUAUGCAUAUCUGCUCACUUUCUAGUUAAAAAAAAAAAAAAUCUAUGACAUCCAAAAUAGUGAAAAAAAAUAUUAAGAAUUAUAAGAUGUUGCAGUCAGGAUUGUGAUACUUCUGGUGAUAGAUCACAUAGUGUUCCAUCUCAUAUCAUGAGCAUGCUUUAAAGUUGAUAACAAUCAUUGACAAAGUCUACAUGCUUAUGCAAUCUCUUAAUCCUUCAGACCGGACAUGGAUAAAUAAUUGAGAUUUAGCCAGGUUUUUAACAUGAAAAUCACAUUCAAGUGCUGGAAGACACUAGAAUUAAUUGUCUGUUCCCAUGGCUCUGCAUAGAGUAUUGCCAACAAAUAUAUAAAACUGAAAACAAUAACCCCCAAAACCCUCUUGAGUACAGAAUUUUCAUAUCAAUCUAGCAAUCAAACUUCCCAUUCUUCCUUUUUUUUUUUGGUACAAGACAAGGCUUGUGGUUGCUUUCUUAGCCUAAAGAGGAAAGUAACUUGUAUCAGAUGAGGUUAAAUGGUUAAUGCCAGACAUAAAAUGAAGAGAGUGGAAACUUUUGCUUUAUGAAAGAAAACCAUUGCUUAAUGGACAUUCAGGAGCUUGCAAAUGUAUAGAAAAAAAUCAUGCAAAAGAAGAUUGAUGUAAUUAUUGUGGCCAACUAAAAUUGAUAAAGGAAACCUAAACUAUAUAUUUUACCCAUGCAGAAAGUCUUAAUUAUUGUGGUCUACCAAAAUAUUGGCAAAGGGCUUCCAGAAAUUUGAAGGAAAAUGGCCAGUCAAUUUACACCCUUGGUCAAGGUACAAGGUCUAUACUAAUGCCUUCUCAACGACUUACCUAGUCAAUGAUAAGAAGUCAUUUAAGGAAAAAAUGGUAUGUUUCACUUUCAAAUUUGUUUACAUUUUAAUCUAUACAGGUUUUACCCUAAAAAAACAUGU